Molecule: messenger RNA, 312 nt
Organism: Protopolystoma xenopodis
Lineage: Eukaryota; Metazoa; Platyhelminthes; Monogenea; Polystomatidea; Polystomatidae
Source: the annotation of a GenBank genome assembly
UGGCCUCGUCUAAAGACAAUUGAUAUAAAUGAGAUGAUUCAGAUUCAACCUUCAGAAUCUCAGCCUUUUGUUCUCUUUUUAGCUGUCGUUGUGAUUGAUGGUAACCAUGGCUACAGUAUUAGCAUUAUGAUCAAGAAGAGCCUUGAUGUCCUGACUAUCGUUAUCCCUCCAGCUCUUCCUGCUGUCAUGACAACGAGUCUUUUUCUGGCACAAAUUCGGCUUCGUCGUCACGGGAUCUUCUGCAUCAAUCCAUCGGCAAUUAAUCUUGCUGGUACGCUGGAUACGGUUGUUUUCGACAAAGUGAGUACAUAA